CACUUGCAUCCUGCACCAUUUGCCAGCCAGUAACAGAGACGACAAGUCAUCAACCCAGGUUAUUAGUUGGAAACUUGACCAAACAUUCAUUACUGGCAACCUACUCUCUUCAAUGAAAAACAAUAAACCAAUCCAGGGGAAGACUGUAAUGAUAUAGAAAAAACAAAUAAAACACGUAUUGUUGCACCACACAGCAAGCCAGCUCCUCUGGACACUGGCCAAGGGAUCUGAGGAAGGCUCCAACCUGGCACAGGAAAUGGAUGAAACUUUGCAACACAAGAAAGAAUGGUCACCAUCUGAACUCCUAGGAAAGGCCUCAGGGGGUCUGGCACUCAAAGGAAUCUUGGUCAGUGAGAAUCUGAGUGACCUGCUACAGGAACGGUGCCCAUUGCUGGAAGUGCCUGAGAAAUGCAGCUUGUUGGGGCCGUCCAUGAUAGCUGUGGAGCAGACUGCUAGCUAUGAGUCUUAUACUCAUGCAGCAAAUUCCAAAAAGUCUCUGGAAAAGCUGGGAGAAGGAUUCUCCAGCCAGCUUGAAGCAGGAUUCUGGGGUAUUAAAGUUGAUGUGAAGGCAGAGUACAACUCCUCUUCCUCCACCUCUGCAUCAUCCUCCACAGUCAAUAAGAGCACCUACUCAUCUUGGUGCAAGAAGGUCCUUUUACCCACAGCAUGUGUUCAGUUGAAACCCACAGAUCUGAAAUUGUCAGAAAUGGCUCUGAACUCACUGAGGGAGGUUGAAGACAAUCUGCUAUACAGGACAACAGAUACGAAAGACACAUUUUGUGAUAAGUUUCUCGAACAGUUUGGGUCACACGUGAACAGCAGCAACAUCCACUUUGGGGCCAUUUACUUAAGGCAAGCAGAGAGUUCUGCAUUGAACCAUAAGGAGAAGCAACUGUCAGAAGAAGUCAUGACACAGCUGAUCAACAUGAACUUGGACACAAACAAAUUUGGAGCUGGUAGUGCCUCAGUUACAGCCUCAGCCUCUAAAUUUCAAUCUGUCCUUGAUAGGAAAUACAAGAGCACUCUGCUGGAUAAAAUCUAUGUUUCUAUUCAUAAAAUUGGAGGACCUAUUGAUGCACCAUCUCUGGCAGCCUGGACAGAAGGAACACACCUCAACAGCAGAACCUGGAGAGUGAUUGACCGCGGAUGCCCCAAUGAUCUGGUUCCUGUCUGGAGAAUAAUUCUGGAGAAACACAGAAGAGAUUUCAAGAAUGUGCAGUUGCUGACCGAAGCCCUGCAGAGAUGUUGGGAAACAAAGACUGGGCUAAAGGAUGAAACUAGAGGCACUGUGGAGAUGAUCAUUGUCCGCACAAGUAUUCAGGAUCUGGCCCAGGAAGUGGAGAAGUGGAACCAAGCCUCAGAAUCAGAUUUUGUUAGGAAUUGUGCCAAUUACAUUUCUAAAUGUGCAAAUAUCAAAUCCUCCCUGGGAAAACAUCAGGCAAUAGACACAGACAGAUUGUGGUAUGAUGAGUUCAUCUGUCGUAGCUCUGUUCAGAAGUUCCUCAGUAAAGUUUUAAAGUGCGCGAGCAGCGAGGAUGAAGUUUACCUGAAAAUUCGUGUUCUCGAUCUCCUGAAACCUCAGGAAAUGAUAAGCGUUAAGGAUUUUCCAAACAUUUCAGAGAUCCUACAGCAACUAACCAACCAUCCCUACAGAGAGCGAGAGCUGUCAUUCUCCAGCGCUGAGGAGGCAAAGCAAUACAUCUUGAAGCUGGAGAUGAAAUUCCGAGUUGCUGAUACUGGGAUUGAGUUAGAAGCUAGUGCCCGCAAUCAACUGGGAAAAGCAUUGUUUGAGCUGCAACUGUUUUACAAACGAAACAACUCUCUAUAUGCCUCUCUUCUUCUCCCAGCAAUACUGCAUCCAAUCUCCUAUAACGCCGAUGGAACAAUGAACCGCUCUGUCUGCCAGGGAGGAAUGUAA
Messenger RNA from Callorhinchus milii (elephant shark), 1918 nucleotides. RefSeq names its product interferon-induced very large GTPase 1-like. The record is from RefSeq and is a predicted model, not a curated record. The transcript is spliced from 3 exons. The coding region runs from base 257 to 1918 and encodes 553 amino acids. NCBI's taxonomy places the organism in Eukaryota, Metazoa, Chordata, Chondrichthyes, Chimaeriformes, Callorhinchidae.